AUGCCACUUGUAAAUAAGGUUGUAUACGAUUAUGUCUUAGAUGAAGUCUUAAAGAACGACACAAGGUUAGGUAUGCUAGAGGGUUUUAUUACACAAGAUGGCCUUAAUAGUGCACCAAAUCUACAAGCAUUUUUAAACAAUAUCAUUCAGCCAGUUAGGAACAGAAUACAUCGGCUCCCACUUUCAAGAGAAGAAGUGAUCGAAAACCCGUUCAUUGAGAAUGCACAGCCAACCCGAGCAGAAGAACCACUGGAACAACCAACAGAGCAACCACCAGCUCAAACUGUCGAGUUAGUUUAUCCUCAGACACAAACGCGACAAUCCCAGAGGCCUCACCUGUUUUCUCUUUUUCCAAAUCCUAGUCUUAAAUGGCAAUUCAUAAAAAAUGAUGGUCAAAAUUUGUCAACUCUUUUCCCUGAUACACGGCUCCAAAAAGAAGAAAACGAAACAAAUUUCGCACUCGCUACAUGUUGUUUUUUCAAUUCUUUUGAUUUUACCAAGCUGGAAAUCAGAAAAAAUUCUUUCGCAAGGAGUGUCCCAGAAACUCUUGAAGAAGAUAAAGUCAAUCUUGAAAUCGCUGAUUUCAACGCAGAUAAAGUUGAAAACUUUUUCCGUCCUUGUUUUCUAGAUCCCGGCCGUAAGAAUGCAUACGUAGCAUAUUAUGGAGAUGAACGGGUCAGGUCUCUGACAGUGAAUGAAUACUAUUACUCUUCUGGAUCUGUAAAUCGAGCAAGAAAACAAGAUGCCUUCAAAAUCGAACAAGGCAUAAAAAAUCUGGAGACUCAAAUCCCGAUGACUAAAACUUCUUCUGCUGAUUCCUAUAUCAACCAUCUAACAUAUGUACUGACUCAUUUGGGUCGUUUUUUUGACUUCUAUGACUUCAGAACAGCUUCGAAUAAAUAG
Messenger RNA from Cokeromyces recurvatus, 903 nucleotides. RefSeq lists its product as uncharacterized. The record is from RefSeq and is a predicted model, not a curated record. Bases 1 to 903 code for a protein of 300 amino acids. The transcript is spliced from 3 exons. NCBI's taxonomy places the organism in Eukaryota, Fungi, Mucoromycota, Mucoromycetes, Mucorales, Mucoraceae.